AUGUUCGGGAAACCAGACAAAAUGGACGUUCGGUGCCACUCGGACGCAGAGGCUGCCCGGGUCUCGAAGAACGCGCACAAGGAGAGCCGGGAGAGCAAGGGCUCGGAAGGGAACCUCCCUGCCGCCUUCCUCAAGGAGCCGCAAGGCGCCUUCUCGGCGUCCGGCGCCGCGGAAGAUUGUAACAAAAGUAAAUCCAAUUCCGCUGCGGACCCGGAUUACUGCCGCCGGAUCCUGGUUCGAGAUGCCAAGGGGUCCAUCCGAGAGAUCAUCCUGCCCAAAGGCCUGGACCUGGACCGGCCCAAGAGGACGCGCACGUCCUUCACGGCGGAGCAGCUGUACCGGCUGGAGAUGGAGUUCCAGCGCUGCCAGUACGUGGUGGGCCGCGAGAGGACCGAGCUCGCCCGACAGCUCAACCUCUCCGAGACCCAGGUGAAGGUCUGGUUCCAGAAUCGGCGCACGAAGCAGAAGAAGGACCAGGGCAAGGACUCGGAGCUGCGCUCGGUGGUGUCGGAGACAGCGGCCACGUGCAGCGUGCUUCGGCUGCUGGAGCAGGGCCGCCUGUUGUCGCCGCCCGGCCUGCCUGCGCUGCUGCCGCCGUGCGCCACGGGCGCGCUCGGCUCGGCGCUACGCGGGCCCAGCCUGCCGGCCCUGGGCGCGGCCGCGUCCCCGCACCCGCCCGCCGUGGGCGGUGCUCCGGGCCCCGGGCCCGCCGGGCCAGGGGGACUGCACACGGGCGCACCGGCUGCCGGCCACGGUCUCUUCAGCCUGCCCGUGCCCUCGCUGCUCGGCUCCGUCGCCAGCCGCCUGUCCACCGCCCCGUUGACAAUGGCCGGUUCGCUGGCUGGGAAUUUGCAAGAACUCUCCGCCCGAUACCUGAGCUCCUCGGCCUUCGAGCCUUACUCCCGGACCAACAAUAAAGAAGGAGCCGAGAAAAAAGCGCUGGACUGA
This is a messenger RNA of Equus quagga, 948 nucleotides long. RefSeq names its product ventral anterior homeobox 1 (gene VAX1). Lineage: Eukaryota; Metazoa; Chordata; Mammalia; Perissodactyla; Equidae. The record is from RefSeq and is a predicted model, not a curated record. Gene Ontology annotation, biological process: brain development; central nervous system development; neuron differentiation. Bases 1 to 948 code for a protein of 315 amino acids. Gene Ontology annotation, molecular function: DNA-binding transcription factor activity, RNA polymerase II-specific; DNA binding. The transcript is spliced from 4 exons.